CGGCAGUACCCAUGGCGUCCCGGGGCGGCAGCUCCCUGGGGCUCCUGGCCUGGCUCUGGCUCCUUCAGCCUUGGCUCGACGAGGCCAGGGCAGGCAGGGCGUGGGCUGAGGGAGGCGCAGCACCGCUCUCCCCCUCCAGUCUCCCCUCAGGGCCGGGCAGCCUGGACCCAGGAGCGAGCGGGUGGGAGCCGCGGCCCGUAGGCGCUCCAGGAUCCCCAGCGGCCCGCCAGUCCAGGGGCAACGCAGUGCCCCGUGCUUCGGUGACAUUUCCCUCAGCCUGUGGCCAUCGGAUUUCCAGGAUAACUGGAGGAUUACCGGCCCCAGAAAAGAAGUGGCCCUGGCAGGUGAGCCUGCAGACCAGCGACGGACACGUCUGCGGAGGCUCCCUCAUCGCCAGGAGCUGGGUGCUCACGGCUGCCCACUGUAUCUACGGCCACCUGGAAUACACAGCGAAGCUGGGAGACACAGAAGUGCAGCACCUCUCCAAAACGGCGCUUGUGGUCCCGGUUCGUGACAUCGUCAUCCACCGAUAUUUUACUACGCUUGGAAUAAUUCAGAAUGACAUUGCCCUUGCGCUGCUUGACUUCCCUGUGAAUUACUCCACGCACAUCCAGCCUGUGUGCCUUCCUGAACAGGCUUUCAUGGUGCAAGCUGAUACGAAGUGCUGGGUGACUGGAUGGGGCAAAGUAAAUGAAACAGAUCCAUCAGAUAAAGCAGUAACUGAGCUUCAGGAGGCUGAGCUACGCAUUAUGCUUCAUGAAAAAUGUAAUAAGAUACUCAAGAAAAACCUGAGAAGGUGGAAUGCAGUGAUCAAGAAAGGGACUGUCUGUGGCUACAGUGACCAAGGGAAGGAUGCCUGUCAGGGAGAUUCUGGGGGACCCCUGGUCUGUGAAUUAAAUGGUGUAUGGAUCCAGGUGGGGAUUGUGAGCUGGGGCAUUGGCUGCGGUCGCAAAGGAUAUCCUGGAGUUUACACGGAUGUUAGUUUCUACAAGGACUGGGUCAUUGGCCAACUGAGACAAGCUUCAUGUCUGGAUUCAGCAGACUUCCUCAUCCUAUUCCUGUGUCUGGUGAUGCCCCUGGGCAUCCUGGUGACCCCAUGAUCGGAUCCCAUUCUACUUUUCCUGUUUCUGAGUCUCAUACUAGGCCUCUCCUCCAACCUUCCGCUCCUUCUCAAGGCCCUUUCUGCAAAUCCAAGUUGGAAUCCACAGGCCCUCUGGAGAUCCAAACAGUAGAGCAUGGCGGAGAGACUGGAGCCUGGAAAGUGUACUUGCCUGGUGCUCUGGCCACCUGCCUCCGCCGUGCCUGCAUCAGGGCUGUGCUCUGCCUGGUGGGAAGGAGGGAGUGAACCUAUUCCAGCUAGAGGACCAGCUGCCCUGCCAGGGGGGCCACUGUGACUCUUCAAUACCUGGGAGAACAUCUGUCGAAGAAGAGACAUCAUCGAGAGUGAAGCAAGUGUUAGACGUGGUUCUGGUUUCAGGGCUCUUACCUGAGACUGUGUCAGCUGGGCGAUUGCUCAGAGAGAGAAGGAGGCAUUCCCAGGUCCCUGCAGAGGUGUGAGGCCUGGGACUUCCACUCUGGCUCAGUUGUCCGGGGCUGGGAGAAGUUCCCCUGUAGCCCAGUGUGGGUCCAUCUGUGAGUGGACAGCCUCUGCCACACCAGCUCUCUUGGGGCAACCCAUUCUUGGCACCCCCUUCCUCAGUGCCCUAGUGGCUACUUUCAGAGACACCGUAAGUUGUGUUGAGGCAGUUAUGGAGUGUGGAGUUUUUAGAAAUCAACUGAAUAAAUGUUUGGAGACUC
Messenger RNA from Sapajus apella (tufted capuchin), 1797 nucleotides. Its product is annotated as serine protease 44-like. The transcript is spliced from 5 exons. The record is from RefSeq and is a predicted model, not a curated record. Gene Ontology annotation, molecular function: serine-type endopeptidase activity. NCBI's taxonomy places the organism in Eukaryota, Metazoa, Chordata, Mammalia, Primates, Cebidae. Gene Ontology annotation, biological process: proteolysis. The coding region runs from base 12 to 1100 and encodes 362 amino acids.